AACAAACCGAAAGGUCAAACACGUGCUCUAGAUCUACACAUUUACACGUGGGCAAAAUGGAAGCGCUCUUGAGUACAGAUACUUCUGGCCAGCUCUGGACAGCGUCUCUAGUAGAUCCUUUAACUGGUUCUUCUCUUGCCACUUUCAAGUCUGGAUACAGUUGCCAUAGAAGCCUUUGUUCAACUAAAGAAAGACUCAUCAUUGCAUCAAAAGACAGACCUAUUCUUAGUGUAUGGGACUUUCGAGGAUCACGAAAGGAUGGGCAGCCACAACGUCAGAUGUGCCCAGGAAUUGUUUCAGCUCUAGCGACAUCGGCUGAUCACCAUUACAUAGCAGCAGGUAUCGCAGAGAAAGUCCACAUAUGGCAGCUUACAGAUGGAAUGCUUGUUGCGGUUCUGACGACCCACUACCAGACGGUUACAAAGGUGUGCUUCACGGAUGAUGGCAGCCAUCUUGUUACUGCUAGCAAGGACAAUAUGAUCUUAAUAUGGGAAAUGUCAGAAGUGGUGCACCAGUGCACCCUGGGUAAAUCCUGUAGCCCUCUUCAUGUGGUAUCUGGCCACACCCUUCCAGUAACAGACCUAUUUGUCGGAGCUGGAGGUCCGAUGGCUCAUAUCAUAUCAGCAUCACAGGAUCAUUCUUGUAAAGUAUGGGAGUUAUGCUCUGGUCAGCAGCUGUGCAAUCUUCUAUUUGAUGUACCGGUAGAAUGUGUGACGGCUGAUGCUGCGGAGUCCUGUAUGUUUGCUGGUUGCUCUGAUGGUGCCAUAUACCUAGUCUAUCUCUUUGAUGAGGGAUCCUCCCAGGAAAGGCACAUCAGUAAAUCUGAUCAAUCAGCUGUCAAUGUUUUUCAAGGUCAUAGUUCAUCCGUCACAUGUCUGUCUGUCAGUCUGGAUGGAAGCAUGUUAGCUUCAGGAAGUACUGAUAACACUGCAAGGAUAUGGGAUAUAGGAAGCGGACAGUGCAUAAGAGUUAUACAACACAAAGCAUCGGUAGGGGCUGUACGAUUUGUCUUGCGGCCCGUCGUCGCUCCAACCAAUGCACCCCCUCCCAAGGCGUUGCCCCCUCUCCCUUCAUUUCAGAGGAACUUCUCUUGGUCUGGGGCUAGUGACGCAACGGUUCAAGGUAGUUUUGAAGGUGGUUGUGCAGUCAAGAUUUCUAGGCCUGUUGAGGAUACUGAUGAGAGGUAUGAGGAACAGGUUGGUUUACCAAGGAACAUCCAGGAUGCAAAUGCUCAGAUAUUCAAAUUCCAGAAGCAACCAAGAUCUGAUGAAGAUGAGGUAACAAGGUUAAGAAGAGUCAAUGCCCAGCUCUAUCAUCUUUGUGCAAACUCACUUCUAGACAGGACAGAAUCAGCCAGUUCUGGCAAUGAACAUUAGUGUAUAUUCCAGGGAUGGAGUCCAGACAAGCCUCGGGGGCCUAAUUUUCUAGCCUUGAUUUUGGCUUGGCCUUGGGCUGUCUACAAAGUCUAGAGGAGAAAGUUUUCUCCAGCGGCAUGGUGGCUGGGAACUCCGGGCAGUGACUUUUCCCUUGAUAUAUUCAAACUUGCAGUGUCAUAGUCUGUUGAUUAGAGUAAUCUGUGUUGCCUGCCUGAAAACGGAGAUCACCACAGGGCAAGUUAUCAGCCUUAGCAUGAUGCAUGCCUUAUUUAAAGUCACAUCAAGUCAAGCUCUUUCAACAGAAAGACAGGAGAGAUCUGUGUGGACAUUGAUUGUUCAGAACUGGGUGGUGUUUCAUAAAGACAAGACUGAAACAUGUUCUUAUGUGCCAUGUCAGCUUUAUAUGGAUACAUAAUUUAAUACAAGAAUGGGUCACCAUUCGUGUAUUAAGUUAUGUGUAACUUAAUAAUUCAUAAAACGGCCCAUGGCCAGCUGUGUAGAUCAACAUUAGCAAAUUGGUAGUGACUUGGGAUAUAUCCUUCACCUAUUGGAACUGGUUGGACCUCUACAAAAUAGGUGGGAAUCAAAGAAUUCAAUAGUUAAUUUAUAAAAAUCGUGACUAAGCUGUCCCACCAAUGUAUAUCGCAUCAUCUAGAUCAGAAAGCUAGCUAGAUCAGAGCGAGCAUGUUUAUUCAUGUAAAAUGGCAAAAUGCAAUGAAAAUUAGGUCAGUUUUAAUGAUCCAAUCAGCAUUGUUAUAUUUGACUAUUGUGCACCAACUUGGCUUGACUGGGUCAAUAAGCAUAGAUGAAUUGCUGUGCACAAAGAUUGGAUGGUCAAAUUUGCAUCUACUUGUAACUUUGUCUGAAGUCAAUCUAUUUGGACCACAAGAAUAUGUUUGACUAUAAAGAAAAAUGUGACCUAGAAGAGUAAUAUAUCACAUGGUUUGCAUAAUCAGGGGAGUGUUUCACAAAGAUUUAAGUAUGACUUAAGUCGCACUUAAAUGCUGAUGCGUAAAAGAUUUGCAACGCCCAAUCUUUAUUGAUCAAUCUGCAGUAGUGCGCGUCCUCAUAGCAUGAUCUGUCAAAUGCGGUCAUGCCUUUUAAAGAGCGUGUUAAUAGGCAUAUAAGUGCAACUCUAAGCCAUGAUAGUUAAAUCUAUGUGAAACACCCCCAUGGUCUACAAAUUUGCCUCACCUUCGGUAACUGUUAGGCUAUGUAAUUUUACCUGUAGUGUGGAAAGAGGUCAAUCUACAAAGUCACCAUAAAUUCCUUGUAAAGAAUGAACUAUACAAAUACUAGUGUAUAUUUAAUCUAUAAGUGCUUAUGUAACAAUGGCUUUGCAUAUGCUGCUCUGCUAAAAUCAUGAUAACAGGUUUCCACUUUAGAUUAUUUUGGAAAUGAAAAAUUAUUCCUUAGCAAUUAGAUAAUUCAAUUUUUUAUAUUUAUAAAGGAAAACCUGCAGGUUGUAGUUAUUAAAUCAACCUUUUCCAAACCCAGACAGCCUCUCAACUCUCAUCCAGGUUUUAUUUUCUUUCCCACUGUCUCGUUUGUAACCCUGUAUUCUCUAUGUAUUUGAAAUGCCAAAUGAAAUAAUCAUAAAAUACUUCCGGAGGUUGUUCCAAAUUAUGGAGUGCUAAAUAAAGAUUUUUACCAUUAUAAUUCAAUGUAUUUAUGAAUGUGAGCACGUUCUGGUCUAGUAGUUCUGAUCCACAUCUUUCAAUUAGAAGGUUGUGGGAUCCGAUCCUAGCCAUGGUAUGUUUUCCUUUAAAGGGGAAUCCAACCCAAAUAAAAACUUGUUCUUAUAAGGAAAAGAAAAAUCAGACAAGUUGAUAGGUGAAAGUUUGAACAAUAUUGGACAAACAACAAGAAAGUUAUGAAUUUUUAAAAGUUGUAAAUAUUGGUAAUCACUAUACCCAUGGAGACUUCAAAUUGGCCGCAUAUGGGAUGUCAUAGUGAUGUAAGGCAAGGACUACUCUUCCAUGUACUCCAAUACAUAUUAUGGCUAAAAUGUCAUUUUUCCCAAAAGUUUUAUUUCAAAUUAUAUUUUUCUUUCAUGAGGACAUAAAACAAUAUACUACCUGGGUUAUAUUUAGAUUACUGCCCCAGGGGAAUGGGUACUUAGGAGAAAACCACAAAUCCCUGAUAAUAAAGUACAUGGCCUAUGGGAAAGUUGUCCUUGCCCCUUGUCAUAAUUUACUUACCCAGUUGCCAAUUUGAAAUCUACAUAGUAUUAGUGAUCUCAAUUUUAAAGCAGCUAUAACUUGCUUAUAGCUUGUCCGAUUUCUUUCAAACUUUCACCAUUCUGUUUAAUCUAUUUUUCUCCUUCCCAACACAACAUUUUAUGGCCGAGGCUGGAUUCCCCUUUAACAAAAAAAUUAAUAGACAUUGUGCUGCACUCAACUCCGGUGAUUGGAUACCUGGAAGGUUUUAUUAUUUGAAUGCAUUGUUCACCAGAAACAAGCAGCAGCUCCAGCUUAAGCUGGGGUAUAGUUGUGCUUUGCAUCUAUUGGAAAAAGUGCUAUAAAAAAACAGCUAUUAUUUAAAUGCUGGUUUAUUGAAAAUUUCAAAGUUUUCAAAUUCAAUAAUCAAAGUUGCUUUACAAUUUUUUUUUAGAAUAUUGUUUAAAGUGUUACUCUGAGCUGAAAAUAAUUAUAGCUACAUGAAUAGAGUAAACUUUCCCAAGCAAAACCGUAAAAAUUUCAUCCAAAUCUGAUUGAGCAAUAUUUUGUGUGAAACAUUUUAAGCAUGGCGUCAUGAUUAUUCAUUUAGGUGGUUUUGAUGUCAUAUCCCUACAUUUUUAUUCCAUUAUUACAUGAAAUCAUAAUUUUAUAAUUUUGUACAUGUGUGUAUGAUGUUUUACCCUUGUAAUAAAAUAAGUUGUAGCAAUGGAUAUAGUAUGCAUUAAUUCAGUUUUCAAUCCAAUAUUUUUUUCAUUCUUGAUGGCAAAAUUUGAAUACAAAUUUUAAGUUUAUAACAAUAAAUUAUUUAAUAAAGUAUCAAAAGAACAAGCAGAUAUGUGACAUCAUCAGCUUGCUCAUUGCAUAUUCAGGGAGACAUGCAUAUACGAGUAACUGUUUCACCGAAAUAAUGCAAGCUUAAAAAUGUCAUAACUUUGUAAUUCCUUGUCCGAGUUUGAUGAAAUUUUCAGUGUUUUGUUUGUCUGAUUUUACUUUUUCUGUUCAAAUCAUAUUAUUUUCAGCCUAGAUUAAACCUUUGAUAAAAUCAUAAUAUACCUUUGUCUUCUCAUUUCAUAUGUUAAUUCAAGGUCAUAUCAAUAUUGUUAUUGUUAAGUGCAUAAUGCUUGUGUAUGUAGAGGCUCCUAACACUCAGAGAAUUUAUUAACAAAGACCACAAGCACAUAUCAAUUCUCUUCUUGUGAUCCCAUUUCAUUUCCAUUCAAGGAUAAAUUCAAUGAUAAUAUAAUACAGCAUCUUGUAUAGUGCAUGCCUCUUGGUGAUCUAACAUCUCUAUGGUCUUCAAAAGGACUUUAAUUUAGAAUGGAUUAUUUUCUGCUGUAAUAUCUUCUGCCUUAAAUGACAUAGAUGCAUUUACAGUUGAUGACUCUGUUCUGUCUUUUCUAUGGGGGUUAUUUAUGCACUGCAAUUAUAAUUUACCCCCCCCCCCAAAAAAAAAAAAAAAACACCUUCAAGAUUAUUUAAGAUUAUCAAACUCGGAUGCAUUCAUUAUUUGUUGUAUGAUGCUGUAGCUGUAUUCUGUGUAUUUGGUUUAAAACCACAAAAUUGAAUCCAUGUUUCUUAAGAUAAUAACUACCUCAGUUUGAUUUAACAAUCUCAAAUGACCACUCAAGAGUAAAAUAGUCAUAUGUAUCCUUUUUUUCAAUCAUUUGUUACCAUUUACAAGAGAUUCAGAUUCAUUUUGGUUUAUUUAAAAAAAGAUUCCUCGUUUAAAUAGUCGGGAGGCUGAUAACAAACAAAGGUUACAGAGUAAUCAUAGAUGCAUAGUGAGAUAAGUGAAUCUAAAUAAGAGUUGAACAUUAAUUUAGCUACAGCUGUGAAAUGUGGAGAGCAUUUUUAUUAAUAAUGAGCCUUUUCUUUGUUAAUGUUCUUUCUAAUGAUGUUGAGUUAGAGAGGGUUAAUGUAGUGAUCAUUGGCACUGACAACACCAGUCCGCCUUGAAAUAAAAUAUAUUAAGUGCUUUCUA
Lytechinus pictus (painted urchin) is the source of this 5537-nucleotide messenger RNA. Its product is annotated as WD repeat-containing protein 18-like. Gene Ontology annotation, cellular component: nuclear pre-replicative complex. The record is from RefSeq and is a predicted model, not a curated record. Gene Ontology annotation, molecular function: protein binding. NCBI's taxonomy places the organism in Eukaryota, Metazoa, Echinodermata, Echinoidea, Temnopleuroida, Toxopneustidae. The transcript is spliced from 10 exons. The coding region runs from base 57 to 1376 and encodes 439 amino acids. Gene Ontology annotation, biological process: rRNA processing; DNA-templated DNA replication.